CAGCUACCAACAGGAAUCAUGGAGGGAGGGUGGGGUUGAAACAUAUGAAGAUUGAGAGCAGAGGAUGGGACUGCAGAGAGCAUACCAACGGGUAGGCACCUAAAUAAGAUCACUUGCUAAGGUUGCCUCCCUGAGACCAGUUUCCUUUCGGUUCCCUUUCGAACCCCAAAUAUACUAGUGAAUGCUCCUCUUUAGAUUCUUCUUAGCUGGUGCCAAUCUCUAUCUGGCAGUAGGGUUAGGUAAAGCUAUUGCCUUGGAGCAUCGAACCUCCCUUCCUGCUGCCUUUUCUCCUGUCCUAUGUUUCAAUUUGGAAGAAGGAAGUUUAAGUUAGGAGAUUGGUAGAGGUAGAGAGAAAGGCGAUAAAGAUUGGAUUUUGAUAGCGGGAAGAAGAUAAAGGUGCGGUUUUUGUCGUCGUAAAUCGCUAAAGGUCCGGGGUUUCGAUGGGAGGGAAGUGGAAUCUCAACGAGGCAGCCACUGAGGAGGAUGAGCAGGAGGAGAAGAAGUGGGGCGUUGCGAGGACCGGCUCCGCGGAGACCGAGAACGAUCACUUUGUUUCCUCUGACGUCGUCAUCGAGGUCUCCGACGAGGGGCAGCCGGUUCCCGGCGCCACGAAGAUCUUUGGAUUCUCCAUCUCCGGCAGCCGCGACGAGAUUCCUUCAGCCGAGCGCGAGACGGACGUCGUGACGCACCAAUUCUUUCCCGAGGGUGACGUGGACGGGAUGGCGCCGGAGCUGGUGGUGACUGAGAGGGCGACGGAGGAGUCGCAGGCCGCGAAGAAGAGCCGGAGGGGACCGAGGUCGAGGAGCUCCCAAUUCCGAGGCGUCACUUUCUACCGGAGGACCGGGCGGUGGGAAUCCCACAUAUGGGACUGCGGGAAACAAGUUUAUCUGGGUGGAUUCGACACUGCGCAUGCAGCAGCAAGGGCGUACGACCGAGCUGCGAUCAAGUUUCGUGGACUAGACGCAGAUAUUAAUUUCGAUCUGGAUGACUACAAGGAUGAUCUGGAGCAGAUGAGCAACCUUACCAAGGAGGAGUUCGUUCAUGUGCUCCGACGUGAGAGCACCAGCUAUCCCAGAGGAAGCUCCAAAUACAGGGGAGUGACCUUGCACAAGUGUGGAAAGUGGGAGGCCAGAAUGGGCCAGUUUCUGGGUAAAAAAUACGUUUAUUUGGGUCUCUUCGAUACGGAAGUCGAAGCUGCUAGAGCUUAUGACAAGGCUUCGAUCAAAUGCAAUGGAAAGGACGCAGUGACAAACUUCGAUCCCAGCAUAUACAAGGAGGAGCUCGGCACAUCCACCGGCCAGCAUGAACACAAUCUUGACCUUAGUCUUGAACCAACCGGAACGAAUUGUCGGGCUCCAAUGGCCUUCGUAUCGGAGUGGAAUCAUGAUGCCAGAUCCAAGUUUGAGGACAAGCUCGAGCUGCCUAAAGGAACAGAUUCUACAAUUAGCUUUCCAUGUAGCAAUGGCUAUACCCAGUCCCAGCCCAAGGUCUUGCCACAACCAUCCACACUGUCCCAGAUCAUUCCAGGGCAAUCCAAUUCAUCUAAUUGUAGUCAAUAUCCAAGCAGCAGCAAUGGCUCAAGGCCUGGAGGAGGAUCUCUCUACUAUAACUUCAUGGCAAGCAACAAUGGAGGCAUUUGGGUUGGUGAACAAGCAGGAAGAAAUCCUUAUCGAAGAAGAAUGUUUGUGCAGCAUCAUCAGGAUUCCCACCAUAAGUAGCAGCAGCAGCAGCAACAGAAGAAGAAUGGCUUCCAAUCCCCCCCCCCAACACACCAUAAGGGCCCUGCUGCCAAAAGGACCACUUUUGACUUUGUCUUGUUUUGUUUUCAGUAGCAAUUGUGCCAGCAACUUCCAACUCCACAAAAAUCCUUUGUAGAUAGAGCAUAGAGGGGCGGAGGCAAUUGAAGACACUCACUCUUUCUUUUCAGAAGAACUUCAUACUUCUGCUUGAUUCAUGUGCUGUCUCUUGUUUCUCUGUAGCAAAGUUUUGCUGUAAAUGUUAAAGAGUUGAGAAAUGGAAGAUGAGAAGAGGGGAAGGGUCAGUGCUUGUGAUGUGCGAGAAUUUUAUGUAACAAAGGGGCAAACUGAUGUGGAAUGGAUUCAAGACAUUGCUUA
Musa acuminata subsp. malaccensis (wild Malaysian banana) is the source of this 2114-nucleotide messenger RNA. Its product is annotated as AP2-like ethylene-responsive transcription factor TOE3. Gene Ontology annotation, molecular function: DNA-binding transcription factor activity; DNA binding. Gene Ontology annotation, biological process: regulation of DNA-templated transcription. The record is from RefSeq and is a predicted model, not a curated record. NCBI's taxonomy places the organism in Eukaryota, Viridiplantae, Streptophyta, Magnoliopsida, Zingiberales, Musaceae.